Zingiber officinale is the source of this 4018-nucleotide messenger RNA. RefSeq names its product protein NLP2-like. The coding region runs from base 814 to 3747 and encodes 977 amino acids. The transcript has 6 exons. The record is from RefSeq and is a predicted model, not a curated record. Lineage: Eukaryota; Viridiplantae; Streptophyta; Magnoliopsida; Zingiberales; Zingiberaceae. Gene Ontology annotation, molecular function: protein binding; DNA-binding transcription factor activity.
ACUGGUGUGCGUGUGUGAUAUUGUGCCGGCCAGACGAGGACGAAAUGGAGGCGGCGGCGGCGAGGAAGCACUUCUCCCUGUAGGCUUUCGGUCGUCGUUGAGGCCAAUGGAAAACUCAAGAUUUGAUUUUGAUUUGGUGCGAGCUCCACAACCCAACGUCAGAUUGCCCGCCUUACAAUGAAAACCACUUUUUUUUUUUUUUGUCCUGAGGUUAGGCGAUUAUUUUGUGUGGUUUUCCUCGCGACGGGCCCAACGCGACCCUUGAGUCCUCCGAGAGCCAAGAAUUUAUCGAGGCGAAUCUUCAACCUCCUGGAUUCGAGUUUGGAAUCCUCCGAGUCAAUUCCUAUUUUCUGUGCCAAUCCGAUGAAUUUCCGAAGGACAUGGAAUCUCACUAUAGAUAGGUUUCGUUCUUCAUCUUUUGAGCUUAGCUUUUCUUCUCCUUGUUCUGAAGGUCCGAGUCAAAGUCCUUGUUUUGAGUGACGAGUGCCUCCCUCUGGCAUUUACGAAGGCAUUGGAAACGUGCGACAGGUAAUAUUCGUCUACUUUUGGAGUAUCAGGUUUAGUUUGCGUAUGGUCUACGAGAGGAGGCCUAAACUAUCAGUUAUUGAAGCAUGGAAUUGUGCGUAAGAGUGUGAAUUUUCUAUAUGCUCAAGGGGAGUCAGUUGCUCAGUAAGGUAUUAUGAUGUUCUAGGGUGUAUUCUGGUUUGUAGGGCAAAUUGGAUUUGGCUGUUGGGUUCCAGAUCCAAUGAUAAGAACUACUAUUAGAUUGCAGAGGGGAAUUUAUAGUGGAAGUAAGAAAGGUUUCUUCUGAACAUGGAUUCAUUUAAAGCAUUCCAUGCUAGAGACAAAAGCCCAGAGCCAAAUGACCUUAGUAGUCAUUUAAGUUUGAUGAAUAUUGGAACUUUUACUGAUCUGUUCAACCCUUCAAUCAUUGAUCAGUCUUUUGCACAAUUCAGUUGCUCCACUCAACCAGAUUUCCAUGUGCAAACCACAGAUGUUGUGGUUAGAAUGAGAGGUAAUAUGAGUAAUAAAGAUGGUGUUCAUCCAAGUGUUGGAGAUAAUUCACAAGUGCAAACCACAGAUGUUGUGGUUAGAAUGAGAGGUAAUAUGAAUAAUAAAGAUGUUCAUUCAAGUGUUGGAGAUAAUUCACCAGUUCAAAAGACCACUUUACAAUCCCAAGUGACCCUUGAUACUCUCCCUAUAAAUAUGGUAAGGGAAACAGAAUCCAGUAGCUCGUUUCCACCAUGUGAUGUCUCUAAUGGUGAUGACAGUAGCAAAGCAAUUCGUAGACCAACUGUAGAUGUUUCUUUAGGUGAAAAGUUACUUACAGCAUUAUUUUUGUUUAAGGAAUUUUGUCAAUUUACUGGAGGAGAGAUACUCGCCCAAGUUUGGAUGCCUUUCAAGCAAGGCGACGAAUAUAUAUUAAGCACCUCCGAGCAGCCCUAUCUACUUGAUCCGGCUUUUGUAGAGUAUCGAGAAAUAUCAAAAGCUUUCACUUUCUCUGGCAGAGAAGCACCUGGGUCUCUCCUUGGCCUUCCGGGUCGUGUAUAUAUCUCUCGAAUGCCAGAGUGGACCUCAAACAUCAAAUACUAUAGUCAUUUAGAAUUCUUGAGAGUGGAUCAUGCGCUGAAGUAUGAAGUUCAAGGGACACUUGCAUUGCCUAUUUUUCAUGAUAAUGAGCAUUCAUGUUGUGCAGUUCUUGAACUUGUUACAAACAAAGAGAAACCCGAUUUUGACUCUGAAUUUGAUCAUUUUCGCAAUGCUUUACAGGCUGUAAAUUUGAAGAGCACUAAAGCACAUGCUAUGCAACAGUUCGUGAGUCUUCAAAUUAGUCAGACGUUUGUCUUCACAGAGAUACACAAUGUGUUGAGAGCUAUUUGUCAUGCACAUUUGUUGCCUUUGGCACUUACUUGGAUACCUUUUAGCUAUUGUAACCGGGAUAUGGACAAAAUGACCAUAAAUGUUGAUGAAGAGGUAUCUUCCAUGCUAAAGAAGGAAAACAUGCUUUGCAUCCAGGAGUCAGCCUGCUAUGUCAAUGACCAAAAAAUUCUUGGCUUUCUACAUGCAUGUUCAGAGAACUGCCUGCGAGAGGGGCAGGGCAUUGUAGGAAGAGCAAUUCAAUCUCACCGUCCAAUUUUCUCAUCUGACAUAAAAACAUUGGAUGUGCACCAGUAUCCACUUGCACAUCAUGCACGCAAGUUUGGACUGCAUGCAGCUGUUGCAAUCAGGCUGUGGAGUACUUACACUGCAAAUGAUGAUUAUGUAUUAGAAUUUUUUCUUCCAGUCAAUUGCAGAGGAAGUGAUGAACAACAGCGUUUGUUAAAUAACCUUUCAAUUACAUUGCAAAGACUGUGUGGAAGUCUGAGAACUGUAUCAGAUACUGUGGUAACUGGCUUGGAUGCCUCUAAAAUGACCGUUGAUGGAUCAGGAAUAGAUGAUCUUGAUUCAAUGAAUUUCUGUGAGAAACAUUAUCAAUCCAGUCAUAAUGAACAAAAUUCAACUGACUCCCACAAUAAUAUGCAGACCAUAAACAGUUAUCAGGGAGAAGCUGCUCAUCUCAAUCAGACACAUGUUGGUUCUAGAAAGCAUCGAAAGAAACCAAGAAGUUUAAUUGAAAACAAUGUUAGCUUGAGUGUUCUUCAGACAUACUAUUCUGGGACCCUAAAGGAUGCUGCAAAGAGCAUUGGUGUCUGCCCAACAACACUGAAACGAAUAUGCAGACAGCAUGGCAUUUUAAGAUGGCCAUCUCGGCAGAUAAAGAAAGUAAACCAUUCUGUUAAGAAGGUCCAAAGUGUGAUAGAUUCUGUACCAGUUUCGCUGGGUUUGGGAAAGUUAAUGUAUGAUCCCAACAGUCAAGGUCUUUUCGCUGAAGUAUCACCUGAAAAGUCACUAUCUUUUUUAGAAUCAGCUGGUCAGGCCUUAUCGACCAUGCAUUCUGCCAAAAGACAUGAAAACAAGCAGUUCGCGGGUUCAUCAAAAGCAUACAACUGCUUCAUUAGUAACUGCAAGCAGAGGGAGAGAUCAGGAAUAUCUAGAUCGAUAUAUAGGAAACAUGAUAAAGCAGAAGUUUCUCCACUUGAUAACAGCACUGAACAAAAGUUCCAUUCAGUUGGAGUAGCGUCCCAUCUUGCACAUGAUGCAUACCAUCGUGAUGUUCUCAACAAAGGUGAUUCACAUUUAGAAAGUAUGCAAUGCCAAUUAGUGUCAAGGAGUUCAACUUCAAAAAUAACUGAGGAGAUGCUGAAAGAAACUCCCAAAAAAAGUGUUAUACAGUAUGACCAUAACACAGCAGAUAGCAGAAUCACUCAAGGCAAAUAUGCUUCUUGUUCCAACAGUACAGAUUCAUCCAGAGGCAGUUCAUCGAGUGACCAAACUCUCAAAAAGAGUGUAGAGAUAGGGAUGUUGCUCAUGGAGACAGAUGACUCACCUUCGCACAAUUGCACAUCCAUCAGAGUCAAGGCUAAUUAUAAAGAGGAUGCAGUGCGGUUUAAGUUCAAUCUAUCCCUGGGUUGCAGACAAUUAUUUGAAGAAAUUGGAAAGAGAUUUAGCUUAUCUAUAGGGACAUUCCUGCUCAAGUAUAAGGAUGAUGAAGAUGAGUGGAUCACGUUGAUGAAUGACUCUGAUCUGCAAGAGUGCGUUGAAGUUUUAGAGCAAUGUGAAUCCAAUUGUGUGAGAAUUCUUGUUCGAGAUCUUCCAAGUGCUGUUGGUAGCUCAGGCAGUAGCAACAAUCUGCUUCUGAAGUCAUGAGGCCUGAGGAAGAAUGCCAAUGAUAUCUUCGUAUACUCGAACCGAUGAUUCUGGUCUGAUUAAAAUGGUCAAAGUGGUACUCACUGUGAGGAUAGUGCUUCAUUUGUCUCGCUGAUUAGCCAUUAUAUUAUAUAGCCAACUAGCUACCCGUUAAGGCUAGCGAUGCUAUAUCAUUUAACAUUUAUUUUAGUGUAAAAGGCAUAAAAAUAACAUUUAUUAUUAGUGUAUUUAGAAAUUCUAGUAGAUAAAUCAGUGUGGUAAUGGUGAAUAA